GGUGUCGUCGUGAGCAGAGGCGGCCCGUCAGACAGUCCGGUAACAGCCUGUGGAUUUCAGUAGUCUCUCUGUCUGGUCUCCGGUCAUUUUCAACGACCGUUGUGUUUCAACCGUCGCUGUAAAGCGGCUGCUCUUCCUCUCAGCUGCCGCGUUGGAUCUAAAAAUGGCGGCUGUUUCAGCGGAUCACGGUCUCUGCAGCCUUUUGCCUUAACUCACCCAGUUAAAUCUGAGCACCAUGUAAACAAACCAGGCAGCAAACCAAUCCAAGCUUUAGCCUGCACCAGCUCCGGAACCAGUGGGUUACUGGUGAGUAACCAGCAGCAGCAGCAGACAGGGUGGCGGCGCUGUCACCUUCCAGCUGGGGAGGCAGGCUGAUGGAGAGCAACUGCCGGAUCCCAGUCGCCUGCUGUCGGCCUCGGAUCCUCCUGCUCCACGCUCUGUUCUGGGGUCUCGUCUCGCUCAGAGUGUUCGGAGCGGCGCUGCUGAGCGAGGAGAAGACGACAGCAGUGAAGCCUGUUGUCGCCCCCUGCUGGCUGCUGGAGAACUUUGUGGUGCUGGAGGAAUGCAACCGCUGCACCGACUUUAACGCUAAGACGCAGACGGUUUGCAGAGAGACGGGAUACGUGGAGCUGGUGAACUGCACCAAGACCAGCAGACAGGAUUACAAGAGCUGUCGCUCCGCCCUGAUGGAGGAGCAUCUCUUCUGGAAGUUUGAGGCGGCCAUGUUGGCUCUGACGGUCGUCUUCGCCGUCCUGGUGGUCAUCCGCCAGCGCUGGUUGGAUCGCCUCGCCUCUGAGAAGGUCCGCCGACAGAUCGAGUCCAUCUAGGAGAAGAGGGUCCUGUUAGGUUUUUAAAUCCUUUGGCAGUAUUUUUAAAAUGGAUCCAGGUUUGGACCGCACUUGUUGGACGUCCUCCAUGGAGCUGGCUGAGCUCAGCUCCCCAUCUGUGAAGUUUUUCCUCUUCACCAGCGACUGUUUCUCUUUAAAACAGCAGAACAAACACUAAAACCGGGACAAUGAGAGUCCAGACUCAUGAUGUAAACUGUAGAUUAUAUUUUAAUGAACAGAGUUUAUAGAGAAAUCAGGGAAGGAGUAGUUUGAUCUGGAUGAAAACAGAAGUGAAACUGACAAACCUUAGGAAGAGAAGCUGAAAUGUCUCUUCCUGCAUCGCGCUGAUGUCACAGUCAGGAACUUCCUUAUAUGGACUCUGGAAGUGACAAUUGGCAGCAGCUGUUUCUGAAGUGUGGAACAAAGGUCUUUUUCUUUCAAGAUUAAACAUUUUCCUGCAGAAGUACGAAAUAAAAGUCUGAAAAAGAUUCAAAUCUGAUAUUUAAAGAUGCAGUUCUGUUUCAGUUUGCCAUUAAAAACUGUUUUUACAUCCGUGUUUUGGUUGAUGUGGCUGUAUUUUGGUUCCUGUGCAGAAAUUUGAUGAAAGUAUUUUUGAGCUCUGGAUAAAUAAACAAUUAUUUGUCAAUUAAUGGUUCAUUAUAUUUAAAUUAGUUCCAAUCGAUUAAUAACGGCCGCUUAGACCUUUUUUCAGUGUUGUGAUUCGGCCGCCAUCCUUAAGCGAAGCCGUAGAUCCAAACAAGAAAAAAAGAAAAUGGCGACCGUAUCAUAACGGGAAAGAAAAACGGUCCAAACGGAGUAAAUUAUGGGAUACAAAUUGCAGUUUUUGCGGUUCUGUUUAUCAAUAUAAACACUCGUCAAGCUCCUGAAGUUAUCGCUUUAAUACAGCUGACUCAAGAAAAUGUUAAAGUAUGUUGCUUCUUUUAAAUUUGGUAUAUGGUACAAAAGUUAGCCCUUUGUUUUAGAAAGACGGUUUUCUCUUGACAUAAGAGAAAACUGUUUUUUUAAGAGAUCGUCCGCUUAUCAAUCAACUUUAGAGUAACUCAAUAAUGAUGACUUACACCCCUAAAAGAAAGGAGCAUACGUUAAAAACAAAAGUUUGUAUUCUGCCAUGCGAACCAUUGUUUCCUUCCUGUUUCUGUAAUUUUUUCAGCUCACAGUAUAGUAAUCUUACCCGAACUCGCGGCGAACUUUUUAGUGUUUUUAUAGUUUCAAAUCUACUGUGAAGUCUGAAAAUGUCUCAUUUCUACAUGCCGGAUGCGCUGGAAAGAAUUAAAAGUUUGAAAUUGGUCAGAACUUGACGUCAUCGAUCAUAUCCGCCCAUUCUUCACCUGAUUGGUUCACGUUUCCUCUAGCUGAGCUCUGAUUGGUUGCUGCUUCAUACUUUAUAAAGUUAAAGCAGAAGAGGCACUGUUUUUAUUUUAUGUUCCUUUAUCAAAGUGUUUCAGCCUCAUACUGAUGUUUUAUUGUAAAUAAUAGGUUUAUGUUGGACGUUUUUUAUUUCUCCGUGAAGUUUCUGACAAAAUAAACCAUAGAGAAACAUAAAACAGUGUGAGUUACCUGAUUUGAUUUAGUUCAAAAUGUCUAUUGCUUUAUUUCAAUAAAUACGUUACAAAUAA
Messenger RNA from Xiphophorus hellerii (green swordtail), 2464 nucleotides. It is a transcript of the gene jtb, whose product is annotated as jumping translocation breakpoint. Gene Ontology annotation, biological process: mitotic cytokinesis. The transcript is spliced from 6 exons. Gene Ontology annotation, cellular component: spindle; membrane; centrosome. Bases 375 to 827 code for a protein of 150 amino acids. Lineage: Eukaryota; Metazoa; Chordata; Actinopteri; Cyprinodontiformes; Poeciliidae. The record is from RefSeq and is a predicted model, not a curated record.